AAAUACUCAGGUAGAUGUGAGUAAACUGCGUCUGCUUUAUGUUCUCCUUAUCGUGCAAUUAAAGCCCAAUCGGAAUUGUUAGCGCCUGGUGUCGUGAGCAUUACGAGCGGAAAGACCGUGAGUGACUGUUCUUGUGGUUUCCCCGCACAAAUAUCUGACUAAUACAGUGUAAUAAUGACGACAAACCCAAGACCGCAGCGGCAACUGUCAGAGGACGUUCAGAUCUCGAUGGGCGGUUCCGGAGGAGGAGCCGGCGAUGGCGUGCCAGACAGACUGCCUCCGAUCAGUGAAAAGGACCAGCGCUUCCCCUACUGUAUCGUGUGGACUCCCAUACCAGUGCUUACCUGGAUGUUGCCUAUGAUCGGACAUAUGGGCAUUUGCACUUCGUCCGGGGUGAUUCGUGACUUUGCCGGCGCCUACUUCGUAUCGGAGGACAACAUGGCGUUUGGGCGACCCACUCGGUACUUGAGGUUGCACCCCAAGUACGUGGAGGGCGGCAGUUACGCCUGGGAUGAGGCGGUCUCCAAAGCAUCAGUACUCUAUGGCACCCGCAUCCACAACAUCUUCUGUGACAACUGCCACUCGCAUGUGGCCACGGCACUCAUCAACAUGCGCUACAACAACAGCACCGGAUGGAACAUGAUUAUCCUCAGCAUGUGGCUCUUUGUCUGCGGACGCUACGUUGGAAUAGGGGGCUUUAUCAAGACCUGGCUGCCGUUUGCAAUUCUCCUGUCCAUCUGCAUCAUUUUGGGCAUCUAUUUCUAAUAUUUAGUAUGUCUACCUUAUAGUUAAAUGCUCGUUUAUGUGGUGUACUUUAAUAUAUUAUAUGUCAAAAA
This is a messenger RNA of Drosophila teissieri, 836 nucleotides long. Its product is annotated as transmembrane protein 222. The coding region runs from base 175 to 765 and encodes 196 amino acids. NCBI's taxonomy places the organism in Eukaryota, Metazoa, Arthropoda, Insecta, Diptera, Drosophilidae. The transcript has a single exon. The record is from RefSeq and is a predicted model, not a curated record.